CGCGGCAUGAGUUUCGCCGCCAUUUUGCAUCAGAGCUGUUGAAAAGAGUGAGAUAGAAAACAGACACACGGCGGGGUUUGGCCACGUUAUCCUCUCUCAGUACAUUUCCCUCUGGAUUUAUAUACCCAACAUAAUCCGAGCUAUUAACUGACAGGUCCCGGAGACAUGGCCACGGAGCAUAUAAAUGGAAAUGGUUCGGAUGAACCAGUGGAGUCUUCAGCGGCAGUUACCCAUUCAGAGCACUUCCAGACGCUACUAGACGCCGGCUUACCUAGAAAAGUUGCAGUCAAACUAGAUGAGAUUUACAUAGCAGGUUUUGAACAGAAUAAAAGUGCCUUCCUCUGUGGAGUGAUGAAGACGUACAGGCAGAGGGAGAAACAGGGGACCAAAGUGUCAGACUCCACUAAAGGACCAGAUGAGGCCAAAAUCAAAGCUUUGCUCGAGAGAACUGGCUAUACACUUGAUGUGACGACAGGCCAGCGCAAGUAUGGCGGUCCUCCUCCAGGGUCGACCCAUGCUGGAGUUCAGCCCACCGUCGGCACAGAGUUUGUGGGCUCCAUCCCCAAGAGCAAAACUAAGGAGCAGAUCGUGGAGGAGUUCGCCAAAGUUACGGAGGGCUUGAACGACGUCAUCUUAUACCAUCAGCCUGACGACAAGAAGAAGAAUCGCGGCUUCUGCUUCCUAGAGUACGAGGAUCAUAAAACGGCAGCCCAGGCGCGGCGUAGAUUAAUGAGUGGCAAAGUGAAGGUGUGGGGGAAUGUGGUGACGGUAGAAUGGGCUGAUCCCAUAGAAGACCCCGACCCUGAAGUCAUGGCUAAGGUCAAAGUCCUCUUUGUAAGAAACCUGGCGAGCACAGUAACAGAAGAGCUUCUCGAGGAGACGUUCUGUCAGUUUGGCAAGCUGGAAAGAGUUAAAAAGCUUAAAGACUACGCCUUCAUCCACUUCGAAGAGAGAGAGAGCGCCGUUAAGGCUCUAGCUGAAAUGCAUGGGAAGGAUUUGGAAGGGGAACAAAUUGAAAUCGUCUUUGCAAAGCCGCCUGACCAGAAGAGGAAAGAGCGAAAGGCCCAGAGACAAGCUGCUAAAACUCAAAUGUAUGAUGAGUAUUAUUACUACGGGCCGCCGCAUAUGCAUCCCCCGACGAGAGCAAGAGGACGAGGCGCUAGAGGUUAUUCGUAUCCCCACGACUAUUACAGCUAUGAAGAUUAUUACGAUUACUACGGCUAUGACUAUCACAACUACAGAGGCGGUUACGACGACCCCUACUACGGCUACGAUGACUUUCAAGCUCAUGUCAGAGGAAGAGGCAACAGAGGAGUCCGGGGCCCCACGCUGUCCAGGGGCCGCGGCUCCACCGCUCCCAGGGGACGGGCCGGUUCAAUUUGCGAGAGAUGA
Sinocyclocheilus grahami is the source of this 1392-nucleotide messenger RNA. Its product is annotated as heterogeneous nuclear ribonucleoprotein Q-like. Lineage: Eukaryota; Metazoa; Chordata; Actinopteri; Cypriniformes; Cyprinidae. The record is from RefSeq and is a predicted model, not a curated record. Gene Ontology annotation, molecular function: RNA binding. The transcript is spliced from 10 exons. Bases 166 to 1392 code for a protein of 408 amino acids.